AUGCUUAAAAGCGAGAUGAAGACUGAAGGUGAGAGGAAGCUGAGGAAAGUCCGAUUUCGAAUUGCUUCCUCUCACAGUGGGAGAGUACUAAAGGAAGUGUAUGCAGAUGGAGAAACCGCAGACUCUUUGGAUUCUGAAUAUACCAGUAGUUCAGAGACUGACCAAACCAGCAGACUGAGUGAAGCGGAUGGACAGCAGAAUGGACAUUUAGGAUCUGAGUGUGAUGAAAAUGAGAAUGAGCAAGAUGACUUGUUCAUUUUAGUGAGAGCUACUAAAGAGAGGGGCUUUGGUACAAAACGAGUCAACAUUCUAAGCAAAAAUGGUACAGUGAGAGGAGUCAAACACAAAGUCAGUGCUGGUCAAGCCCUCUUUAACAAUUUGUCAAAAAUAUUUCAGGUGUCUACAGUUCUAGAAUUUGGUCGCAUCGUAAUUUACACUACUAGCCUUCGUGUGGUGAGAACCACGUUUGAAAGAUGCGAGCUAGUAAGAAAGAUCUUCCAAAAUCACAGAGUGAAAUUUGAAGAAAAAAACAUUGCUCUGAACAGCGAUUAUGGAAAAGAACUAGAAGAAAGAUGCAGGAGGGUGUGUGAAAUCCCAUCACUACCUGUUGUCUUUAUUGAUGGCCAAUAUCUUGGGGGAGCUGAGAAAAUUCUGUCAAUGAAUGAAUCAGGGGAGCUGCAGGAUCUCUUAACCAAAAUUGAGAGAGUGCAGCAUCCCCAUGAAUGCCCUUCCUGUGGUGGUUUUGGCUUCCUUCCGUGCUCAGCGUGCCGUGGGAGCAAGAUGUCUGUGUUUCGGAACUGUUUUACAGACUCUUUCAAAGCCCUCAAGUGUACCUCUUGCAACGAGAACGGGUUACAGCGCUGCAAGAGCUGUGCAAGUUAAGAAUGGCAUCUUCCCAUGUAGAACCUCAUAUUAUGAUAUUACUGCAGCAGUUUGUUACAUACUUUUUAAAAACAACCAUGUUUCUGAUGCAGUCAACAAAAUGUAUUUGUAAUAAACUUUUUCUUAUUCAGUUGCUGAAGCCAUUAGCUCAGGCCAGUGCCUGUCACGUGCACUGAGUCUUAAAUAAAGGGAGAGUAUAGGCUACUUAAGAGAACAAAGUGCUCACAAACGUUAUUAGAUUGACAGCCUUUGGAUCUGAAAUCUUUAUUCACAUAAGAGAUUUAGCAGCAGGAGCACACUUUUCCUCACAUCGCCCCGCCCAAGGACCUCAAUUCUGACCUGGAGAAAACAUCAGAAGGAAGUUUAGACUUCAUAUCUGUUUGAUAGUUUCUGCACAGACUGCCAAUGAUGAUAGUGAUUUUGUGAUGUGAACUAAUUCCAGACCACAAUUCUUUCUGCAUAGCAUUUCACUAAACUGUCAGUUUGGUCACAACUCACCUGGGCUAAAAUUUAACAUAUAUGUAAAAUAUCCCAUAACAAUCCCUUGAACCAUUAACUCCCCUUAGCCUGCUACUUUAAAUGCCAAAAUAGUUUUAUUUAAAAAAGUUAUAUAAAUAUUUGGUGUUGUAGCUUCUGCUUGUAAUGAUCUCUAAACCAUCACAAAGAAGUAUUGAUUUGCUGCAUAGAAUCAUAGAAUAUCAGGGUUGGAAGGGACCUCAGGAGGUCAUCUAGUCCAACCCCUGCAGGACCAAUCCCCAAUUUUUGCCCCAGAGCCCUAAAUGGCCCCCUCAAGGAUUGAACUCACAACCCUGGGUUUAGCAGGCCAAUGCUCAAACCACUGAGCUAUCCCUCCCUCCCCAUACUGUAGUGAUAACUUGGGAUCACAAGAAAGCCUUACAAACUACAGGGUAGGUAAGGAAUUACAAUGAGCGUUCUGCUUUUGUGGCUUAGUAACAAAGAAUCUCUUCUUUCUCAUGGAUCAUCUGCAUGGCAGGACAGAUGUAUUUGCAUUUGCUCCAAGGAGUAGUCAAAAUGCAAUGUGGCCUGGAGUUAUUAGAGAGUGAACUACAAAUGUGCAAACUUUUUUGCAUAUUAUUUCCCUUAUAUAGUCUAUAUCCUAUCUAUAUGUUAUGCUGCCACAAAGAGGCAGCCUCUCUUAGUGGCUAAUGCACAAGGACUGGUUGGAUUAAUGGGAAAUUGAAUGGUAUUAAGGAAUAUGCUUAAACUCUUUAUCCUGCGAUUUACGAUGAAUGAAACCCUGCUUCUUUACAUUCUUUGCCACAAUUGUUAACUAGCACUGGAUAUAGACUAUGAGCACACUCUGAACAGUGACUACCAGGAUGUGUACUAGAUAAUCAAACUCCUUCCAAGAGGGAAUUACUACUAAAAAAAGGCAAAAAAUAUUUCCGAUUGGUUUAUAGCACUGAAAUUCUAAAGUCCCUCACCGAUGAAAAGAACUCUGCACUUUAUAUUGAUGAUCCAUCCUUCUACAGAAAUAGCAUAUGUGAAUUAGAGCUGGUUAAGUAUUAUCUCAUCACAGAAAGCUGUUUUAUUCACCCUGAAAUGUUCUUCUGUUAGGGAGAAGGGACUUGAACCUAGGUUUUUUUUACACUGCAGGCUACUACCCAACCACCAUGCCAGAGGAAGUCUUUGAAAGCCUUCAAAAGAUCUUGGCUUUAUAGGAAGAAAAAUUUUGAAGCCUCAUAUUAUUUUGUGAACCACAAUGGUUUUCCAUCCACCCCUCAUGUAGCUAUUACAAGAGAUACUCAGGAACUAAAAAAUUGGGCCUUGCAUUGCCCACAAUAAAUUACAGAGACCAAUCUUCAGCUAUUAUAAACUGUUGUGUCUCUGUUGACUUUAGUGAAGGGGUGACCAUUUACACCAGGUAAGGAUAUGCUCCCUGAUAAUCUCCUGUAUUAAGAAACUCUCCAUAAGUUUCCUCAAACUUACUGAGUAUAGUUCUGCUAGAAUUUUAAUAAGUGACUGUCUGUGCUAAGCAACCCAUUUUUGUUGCUCCCUUGCAUGGCUGUGAAAGGCAAGUUUCACUAGAUUUUGUUUGCAAAGACUGAACGAGGAAAGCAAAAGGGGAUGUGAUGGUAGAAAAAUAAGCUUUAAAAGUUGUAAAAUAGUUACAGAUAAAGAACAUAAUAAAAACGUGAGAAAGAGAUACAAAAAUGAAACAAAGUUCUAGUUAUUUUAAAUG
Caretta caretta (loggerhead turtle) is the source of this 3085-nucleotide messenger RNA. RefSeq names its product glutaredoxin and cysteine rich domain containing 1 (gene GRXCR1). NCBI's taxonomy places the organism in Eukaryota, Metazoa, Chordata, Testudines, Cheloniidae. Gene Ontology annotation, biological process: inner ear receptor cell stereocilium organization; sensory perception of sound. The record is from RefSeq and is a predicted model, not a curated record. Gene Ontology annotation, cellular component: stereocilium; kinocilium.